Messenger RNA from Artibeus jamaicensis (Jamaican fruit-eating bat), 1669 nucleotides. RefSeq names its product phosphoseryl-tRNA kinase (gene PSTK). The record is from RefSeq and is a predicted model, not a curated record. Gene Ontology annotation, molecular function: kinase activity; tRNA binding. The transcript is spliced from 6 exons. The coding region runs from base 125 to 1210 and encodes 361 amino acids. Lineage: Eukaryota; Metazoa; Chordata; Mammalia; Chiroptera; Phyllostomidae.
AAACUAGCCCAUUCCUCCAACGCGACACCAGGUGGCGCAGUAGGGAGGUGGGAGACUGCGCACGCGCGGUUGGAGGACGGUUCCGGAGACCAGUUUCGCAGCGGCCUUCAGUCUCCCGGGCAACAUGAAGCCCGGAGUGGAGGCCCGAGGUGCGCGUGGAGAGGAGCAGCGGAAGCUAGGACUCUGCGUCCUCUGCGGCCUGCCCGCGGCAGGAAAAUCGACCUUCGCGCGGGCCCUCAGCCUCCGGCUCAAACGGGAGCUGGGCUGGGCCGUCGGCGUCGUCGCCUACGAUGACAUCAUGCCUGACGCAUUCCUCGAGGAGGCGGGCGCACGGCCACAACCAUCCCAGUGGAAAUUGCUUCGACAGGAACUAUUGCAGUACAUAGAGCACUUCUUGCUGGCUGUCAUUAACAGCUGUCGGAUGUCUGCCCCGCCCAACAGGAGAGAAGCCAUGUGGGAAGAUUUUAUAACCUGCUUGAAGGACCAAGACCUGCUGUCCUCUGCAGCCCUUGAGGCCCCGUCUAGCUGCCUCUUAACGAAGACUGCUAUUUCUGGGCCUUUGUUUUUGAUUUUAGAUGACAACUUUUAUUAUCAAAGUAUGAGAUAUGAAGUCUACCAGCUGGCUCGAAAAUAUUCAUUAGGCUUUUGCCAGGUCUUUUUAGAUUGUUCUCUCGAGACCUGUUUACAGAGGAACGGCCAGAGACCUCAGGCACUGCCUGCUGAGACCAUCCAACUGAUGACGAGAAAGAUAGAAGAGCCAAACCCCAAGAAAAAUGCUUGGGAACACAACAGCCUCACAAUUCGGAGUCCAGCGUGUUCUUCUGGAGCCAGCCCGGAGUUGACUGAUUUAUUGCUCACUGCUCUGGAAAAUCCAGUAAAAUAUGUUGAAGACAACGUGGAACAAAAGGAAACAGACAGAAUUGUUUGUUCAACCAACAUUCUUCAUCAAGCUGAUCAGACGCUGCGAAGAAUUGUCUCUCAGACAAUGAAGGAAGCCAAAGAUGAACAAGUGCCUUCUUACAACUUGAAACUUCUAGCAGAAGAACUUAACAAGCUCAAAGCAGAGUUUCUGGAAGACCUAAGACAAGGGAACAAAAAAUACCCAUGCUUUCAACACACGGCUGGAUUAUCGGGUGUUGUUUCUUUGUUUCAUUAUGAGAAAGACAGCAUUGUGCAGAAGUAUUUUUCGAAGCAGCAUUUAAAAUUCUGACUUUCUAAUCAAAUGUCUGAUUUUGGUUAAGAUUUUGCAAACUGACGACAAUAAUUCCGUAUUACUGAAUGUCUUCUAGGCCAGUGAAGUGAACUGCCUUUUUUAUAAAAAUCAGUCACCCUAAAAGAUCCAUUUGUUGUUACAGAAGUUACUUUAGUCAGCUACCUGUGAGAUGCUACAGGGUGAUUAAGCCUCCAGCAGCCUCAGAGCCCUGAGGGCGGGGGAGGGGCAGCAGUCUCCAGGCGAGGCGUGGAUGUUAAAUACAGGGAAGAAACUAGAAAGGAGACAAAACGGGGAUGCUCGGAGCCCAUUCUAACUCACGUGACAGACGUUCUCAUGGGUGAGGCAUUCUUCAAAUUCAAACAAAGGUUGCCAAUAAGAAACCCUUUUCUCUUAAUUAACAUUUUACAUACUGGAAAGUUACUUAAGAAAACCAAUUGGAUCCUAGUUCUCAAAAAA